Emys orbicularis (European pond turtle) is the source of this 5110-nucleotide messenger RNA. RefSeq names its product muscleblind like splicing regulator 1 (gene MBNL1). Gene Ontology annotation, molecular function: metal ion binding; RNA binding. The coding region runs from base 651 to 1646 and encodes 331 amino acids. Gene Ontology annotation, biological process: regulation of RNA splicing. The transcript has 12 exons. NCBI's taxonomy places the organism in Eukaryota, Metazoa, Chordata, Testudines, Emydidae. Gene Ontology annotation, cellular component: nucleus. The record is from RefSeq and is a predicted model, not a curated record.
GGCAAGUCUGUCUUUUAGACCAGAUGUCAGUCGUCAGAUUAGCAGUUAGGCCAGACACUAAACAUUUUUAAUUGGUAGAUUUUAAAACACAAGACCAAGAGAUCGUUCUUUUAAUGUGAACUGUACAUGUUAAGUUACAGUAGCUGCUUUAAUUAGGGAUGUGGCUUUAAAUACAAAAGUACUUCCUCUAGCGUCUUUUUUUUUUAAUAGCUGGAAGUAAUUUUUGGUUCUUUAAAAAAUACAUAUGCAAACCACAGCCUGUUGCCAUGGCUACUACUGUAUGCUAAUGUGAAUAGCUUAUUUCACAUUCUUAAACCUAUAGGGUUGGGGAAGCAUAAUUAUUCUGGUCUUUCACUAUUUCCCCUUUAGCUAGGCCACCAUCCUUCUACUGCGAAGAAAGAAUGUUGUAAUUAGCCCAGAGUGCACAGCAGAACAGAGCUCUUCGAGGUGGUGGUGGCUGUGUCACUGUAUUAUUUAAGCAGCUUUAAGACCUAACCUACACUUGAGGCAAAACAGAGCAAGAGGAAGCCGUCUUCUAUCUACUGAAGGGUCGAUGCUCAAGAGAGAACUGCAAAUAUCUUCACCCACCCCCACACUUAAAAACACAGUUGGAGAUAAAUGGACGCAAUAACCUGAUUCAGCAGAAGAACAUGGCCAUGCUGGCCCAGCAAAUGCAACUAGCCAAUGCCAUGAUGCCUGGUGCCCCAUUACAACCUGUGAACUAUAUGCCUCAGUCAUUCCAAAAAAGAGGGGGGGAGGGAUCUCCAUAUUACAUCGACAUUGAUACCAAUUAUCAAUACCAUACGUUCAAGUUACAAAAUGUCAACUUUUUCAAAGAAGUUAUGCCAAUGUUUUCAGUUGCACCAAGUUUAGCCACUAAUGCAUCAGCAGCCUUUAAUCCCUACCUGGGGCCUGUCUCCCCAGGCUUGGUCCCAGCAGAGAUCUUACCAACUGCACCGAUGCUGGUUGCAGGGAAUCCUGGUGUCCCCGUUCCCGCAGCUGCUGCUGCUGCUGCACAGAAAUUAAUGAGGACGGACAGACUGGAGGUAUGUCGAGAGUAUCAGCGUGGCAAUUGUAAUAGAGGAGAAAAUGAUUGCCGGUUUGCUCAUCCUGCUGACAGUGCAAUGAUCGAUACCAACGACAACACAGUUACUGUCUGCAUGGAUUACAUCAAAGGGAGGUGUUCACGGGAAAAGUGCAAAUAUUUUCACCCUCCUGCACAUUUGCAAGCCAAGAUCAAGGCUGCCCAGUACCAGGUCAACCAAGCUGCAGCUGCCCAAGCAGCAGCUACUGCAGCUGCCAUGGGAAUUCCUCAAGCUGUACUUCCCCCAUUACCAAAGAGGCCUGCGCUUGAAAAAACCAAUGGUGCCACCGCAGUCUUUAAUACUGGUAUUUUCCAAUACCAACAAGCUCUUGCCAACAUGCAGUUACAACAGCAUGCAGCCUUCCUCCCACCAGGCUCAAUAUUGUGCAUGACACCCGCUACAAGUGUUGUUCCCAUGGUGCACGGUGCUACGCCAGCCACUGUGUCUGCAGCAACAACAUCUGCCACAAGUGUCCCCUUCGCUGCAACAGCCACAGCCAACCAGAUACCCAUAAUAUCUGCCGAACAUCUGACUAGCCACAAGUAUGUUACACAGAUGUAGACAUUUUGUCAUCAAACAAUCAUACUAAAGAGAAAAGGACAGUGUGCUUGGAUAGAGAAAAGGACACGAGCAUUAGCCAUAAUGUAUAUACCGUCAAGCCACACACAAAAAUUCCCUCAGCAGUAAGACAUCGACAUACUGCAUGUUAACAAGAUGAAAUGACAACUUGGAAAUCCACUGCACACUGUUGCCUAUAUACUUUGUACAUUUAAUUGAUAUUUGUGCUGAGGUGAUCUUAUUGUCUAAAUCUACAACAUUGUCUAUCUUUUCUAGCACAGAGGUAUGCCUAUAUAUUUAAAUAUGCAUACAUAGUCUAUUUCCUACAUAAUCAUAUAUGUCAUCUUGAAAAGACAGACUAUGAUGUAAUCAUAAAUCUAUUAUGUAUUGGUACGUCUGUAGACCAAGAUAUAAUUUUUUAAAGUAAGUUUAUUUCUUUCAAGGUUUACAAAUAACAAAGGUGCACCUUGUAUUUAAAAUUGCCAUUAUAGAUGAGAGCGUGCAUGCACAGUAAUUUUUGUUUAAGAGUAAUAUUUUUAAUGUAAUAGAUUGUAAGAAGUGGUAAGAGAGGUAUCUGACAGAGAUGAAUGUGCCAAGCAAAACCACAACUGUGUAUAUUUUAAAGCACAUCAAUGGCUUUAAGUACCAUGUUGUUAAGGAUUCUCAUGAAGUGCCAUAGACUGUACAUCAAAUUAGAGUAUUAUUUCUGCAGUGUUAUUUUCAGAGCCACAUUUUUGCUUAUUUUGUUAGUACUAUUCAGUCAAAGGCACCAUUCUGUUUCAAAACCAAAGCUGUCUCAGAAAUGGCCGAUUCAACCUAUAAUAAAAGUAGACAACAGAAAAACAAACUAUCAGUACAGAUUAACGUAACACAUACUGGACAUAUAAAUAUAUAUAAACUAUUUUAAGGCAUUGUAGUGUAAAAUUUAUGCAUAUUAUACUGAAUAACUCAAUAUACAAAAGGGAAAAGCCAUUUCUGAGACACAAUAACAAAAAUGUUUGAGGAACUUAUUUUGCUUCUAUUUAUAGCCUCUGUCAAAAGUCAAAAGACUAUAAAUGCUUUGCAGAGAUGAAUUUCACUUUUGCUUAAAUGUUUCAUCAAAGUCACACUUCAAAAUAGUGACUCUAAACAAAGAAGAAAGAAGCACUGACAUCAGAUGCAUGAUAAACCAAAAUAUGAAAAAACUGAGAUGUUAAUUAGCAUAGAAUUGGGUGGGUUAAAUACCUGGGUGAGUUUUGUGAUUUUUUUUUUUUUUUUUUGGUUCAGAUUAACUGCUUAUAGCCUUAGAAAGCCUUUACAAAAUAAUAAUAAUAAAAAAAUAGAUGUGCAUUCAAGUUUUUAAGAAUGGAUUCAUCCAAAGGAAUUCCUUUUUGUGGUUUGGAUGUUGCAGUUAGUAAAGGAUAUUUUUGCUCUGUUCAGCAAACUGCUGAAGUGGGGGCCAGGUCACUGGUAGUAUAGCAUGGAGUGGAAGAAGUGUGAGUUCAGUUAUAGAACUUUCCAUACUUCCAAGUUUACUGCAAGUUUUUAUGCUUGAGAGAGAUGCUUUCUAGUAUAAGAAUGAUGUGUUGAUUUUACUGAUUGUACUGUACAUCUAUUAAAGCCUUAGAUUAUUACAUUACGGGUUAAAACCCAUACCAAUGUAAUUUCAAUCGUGUUAAGAAAGUAUAGAUGACUUCACAUGUUAUUGUAGUUACUUACAUUACAGAAUAUUACUUAUUUUUCUUGUUAAAAUGUAGUUUUUAUUUCUUACAUUUAUUAGAUCAUUUUCAUUUUCUAUUACCAGUUGAAUACCAUUUCAGUUUAUAGAAUUUUGUUUUAUUAGACUAUACUGAUGACUUUUUCAAAAUACAAAAAAAAAUAAAAAAAUUAAAAAGUAGGUUUUUUUCUUCAUAACAUAUUCAGUUUUGAAUUUACAUGUAGUGUCAUGAGUAUUUGUAUUAUUGUUAACUAAAUGAUUUAUAUUUUACUGAUUUAAUAUUACAAUGUAAGAACGUCAGUCAUUGUUAGUUCUUGUCUAGUUUUCAUUAAAAGAACAAAGAUCUUUUAUAUGGAUAUCUUAUAAUUAUAUAAUCAUUGCUAAGUAAGAAGUUCAGUUGUUGCUAUCGCAACAAUCCUGGCAGACAAUUGAAUAAUAUUUUGAUGAUUUAUUUUGUUUGUAAUUAGUUAUUAUAAGAAAAUCUAGAUCCUAGAUAUUAGAAUAAAAUUUAUUUUCUACUGUAUCCAUUUCAAAUGUUAAAAUAUUGUUUAAAUAUUUUUUGAAAUCCCUGAAUAUCAGGCCUUGUUAUAAAUAAGCUGCAUAAUCAAUAGAUCAAGGGACUUUUUGUUGAUAAUCCAAAUACUCAAAGUUUACGUAACAAGAAUUAAAGCGUGUGUGCAAACUCUUGAGGGUUGAUUAUGCUGCAGUUUAGCAUGUGGGAACGUAUAGAGAGAAGGUUGACUUUUUGCACUUCUGUAUAUAGUCAAAAAAGAGAGAAACCUGUAUAAUAGUAAGAUCUUAUUUUGAAUAAAAAUGUCUAUAAUUACAAGGAGUUUUGUUAAGGCUAAUAAAAUUACAGGCUGAACAAAAUUGCUUGCAAAAGUGGCACAGAGUUAGCACUCCAUACCCCUUCAAAAAAGUUGCUUUGCUUUAUGUGGACAGCUUGUAGUUUGCCAGGAUUUUUUCAGCUGGAAAGAUAUGCCAUCCUUCCAAGAUCUCAUGACUGACAAAAGCUCCACUGGUUCAAAUCUGCCUGAAAAUCAUUACUUAAAAAGAAAAAAAAAAUUAAAAAAAAGCAGGUACUUCAAACCAUCAAGGUGAAAUCAUGGAUUAAAUAUUCCGUACAUUAUUCAAAAACUACUGCAUGUUUAAAGUAUCAAAAACAAAAAAAAAAUAAAAAACAAAAAAAAAUAAAAAACAAAAAAAACAACCAACAACUAUAUUAAGGAUAUAUUCUAUUCAAAGCAGUUUCUGACAAUUUCAGUGGUUUAUUGUUCACAAAACAAAAAUCUUCAAAACAGAUAUUGACUUUCACAAAAAUUAAAUCAUGAACAGGCAAACCAAACAGCACACUGUAGCUGUAGUUAUGUGAUUAUUUUUUAUUGUAAUGGUCCUGUUCUUUUAGCAGGUGAAAAACAAAAACCUAUCAAAUGUUACCAUUUGAAUGAAAAGCACUCAAGAAACCAUGUAAUUACAUAAGCCAAAGCUGGAAAUAAAAAUGAUUAGGCCAUUAUUUUAUGUGGAAUAUUCAGUAUUCACACUGAUUAAUUAAUAACGUUGCACUUACUUGCAACCCUGCAACUUUCAUCUGCUGAAAGGACAGAUGUGCUUGGUUUUACUAUUAUGUAAUCACAGACUUACUUUUUGCUUGUAGUUGCUGCAAAUUAUGUACUCUGUCCUGGGCUGCAAUUUGUUUCCAUGCUUAUUUUAUUAUUACUGCUAUAGUUGACCUUGCUGUAUGGAAAAAUAAAGUGAAAUUGCCCUAAUAAAA